AAAGCCACUGUGCGAACAAGAAUAUGCGACAAAAGGAGUAAUAAACAAAAACAUUCAAUUCAAUCCAAUUUCACUGGAUAUUUUUGGAUUGGACGAAGAUGGCAACUGCUGCAGAGGAGAACAUUAACAAAUUGAAAAACUAUAUUCUGUCUCCGGAAUUGUCCAUUCAUGAUCCACUCGCUGAUGUUAUACCCCGCAAGUACAAUGCAGAGAAGUUAAUACACUUGCCACGGGGACCGGCAAGCACAAAGUUGGUCCCCAAAAGGGAUUUCUUUACCGGUAAGAUUUUGUCAUUUGUUGAGGUGGAUAUAGAGGACGUGGGUGCGACUGCCAUUAACUCGACGUCUAUGCGGCGGGAACCUGGCCAGCUAGACGAAGCGACACGUGGCUCUGCCAUGAACUUUCCCUUUUGGCCAGGUGGUUUCGAUGAGCCGCCCAAGGAGAUAAAACUCUUAGAAGUGGAUGGCUUUGAAAUUGAUGGGGAACUACUGACGACACCCCCUGGUUUUAGAGCCGGCUAUGACUUUUCCAAGCAUGAUGAUUUCAAGGAUGAUGUUUUAAAGUCUUUCAAAGCCAAGACAGCUGAAAAUGUGAAUUUAUUGAUGAAUCUCGAAAAUGACUUAGAUGUUCAGGAAUGGCUGAAAAUAACCCAAGAAGAGGAAGACAAGUUAGAAGAAGGCGAUAAAGCAAAUAAUUCCAUGUCUGAGUUUAAAGAUGUGGAUGAUGAUAUUAUGGCCACCGAAUUGAAGCCUGUAUUGGAAAUAUCCACAGCCAAGGAUACAAGACUGCAGACUGAAUGGGCGGAAAUGUUGGAUAUAUCACAGCCAAUAACAGAUUUUAAAGAGAAAAUACCUUGUCCCGCCAUGUCGUAUCCCUUUGAGUUGGACACCUUUCAAAAACAAGCCAUCAUUAAGCUGGAAGAACGCCAAUAUGUGUUUGUGGCAGCCCAUACAUCGGCCGGAAAGACUGUAGUGGCUGAAUACGCCAUAGCCUUGUCGCAGAGGGAUUUAACCAGGACCAUCUAUACAUCGCCUAUCAAAGCCUUGUCCAAUCAGAAAUAUCGCGAUUUCAAGAAGACCUUCAAAGAUGUAGGACUCAUUACAGGUGACUUGCAGAUUGAUCCCACAGCUACUUGCCUUAUCAUGACUACCGAGAUUUUGAGAUCCAUGCUCUAUUGUGGCAGUGAUAUCACCAGAGAUUUGGAAUAUGUCAUAUUCGAUGAGGUACACUAUAUAAAUAAUCCUGAGCGCGGCCAUGUUUGGGAAGAAGUUAUCAUUCUCUUGCCAGAUCACGUCAAUAUCAUAAUGUUGUCGGCCACUGUGCCCAAUACCAUGGAGUUGGCCGAUUGGGUGGGCAGUACAAAGAAACGUAAAGUGUAUGUCAUAAGCACUCUAAAGCGACCGGUGCCUCUUAUGCACUACCUGUAUACGGGAUCGGGUGGUAAAAGCAAAGACGAUCGCUUCUUGUUGGUCGAUGAACAAGGUCGUUUCUUGCAGGACAACUAUGAAAAAGCGGUGGAAAAGAAAAAGGCCGCUCAAAGCAAAACCAAACAAGGAGGUGGUGGUUCUGGUCCUAAGCAUCAAACGUCUACACCAAAACAAGAUCAAAACACAUGGAUAGGUUUGAUAGACUUUUUGAAGCGCAAUGACUUAAUGCCGGUGGUGGCAUUUACACUUUCCCGCAAUCGUUGCGACAUGAAUGCCCAGGCGCUUACUUCCAUUGAUUUGAAUACCGCCCGCGAAAAAGGUUCCGUUGAGAUAUUCUUUCAACAGUGCUUGUCCAAACUAAAACCCCCAGAUCGUGAAUUGCCCCAAGUAUUGCAAAUGAAAGACUCGUUGGGUCGAGGAAUAGGUGUACAUCACAGUGGUAUACUGCCUAUCCUAAAGGAAAUCGUUGAGAUGCUCUUCCAGGCUGGUUUAGUUAAACUACUUUUCGCCACCGAAACAUUUGCCAUGGGUGUUAACAUGCCGGCGAGAACUGUUAUCUUCGAUUCGCAUCGCAAAUUCGAUGGCAUGGAAGUAAGAAAUCUUAAACCCGGUGAAUAUAUCCAAAUGGCUGGACGUGCCGGAAGAAGAGGCCACGACAAGAAUGGCUGUGUCAUACUCAUGUGCAAGGCCAAUGUGCCACCGGCACAAGAUUUGCGUUCCAUGAUUUUGGGUAAACCAGAGAAAUUGGAAUCACAGUUUAUCCUACGCUACGCUGUCAUUCUGACUUGUCUGCGCAUUGAAAGUAUUAAAGUGGAAGAUAUUAUGAAAUUUACCUUUAAGGAAUUCAAUCAAAAGCUACAGCUACCGGCUCAACAAAAACAAUUGGAAGUGGCCCAAAGUAAAUUCUCAAAAAUGGCCGAAUUGGGGGAGCAUUUGCAGCCGCUGUGUAAAUUUUAUGAAAUGGCCGUAGAAUUUAUAACUGAGAAACAAAGGUUGAUGAAAUUUUUCCUUACCCAACCUAAAAUUGUAAAAGAACUGAAGGUUGGACGUGUGGUAUUGAUUAGCAAAGGCAAGCAUUACAAAAAACUUGGGGUGCUUUUGUCAAUGAAAGCGGUACCGGGUAAAGAUACCAUAUACCGUGUCUUAGUUUUGGAUCAUCAAUUUAAAAGCAACGAGAAGGACGAUUUCUAUAGAGGGGAAAUUUAUUACAAAAUGAUAUCACUUACACCCCAAUAUAAAUACUUCCAUCCAGAAGGCAUUGGUGGUCAUACCAUAUUGGAUUUACAAGCCGCCGACUUUGUGGAAGUAACAAAAAGCUCGCUUAAAAUCGAUGCGGAUGUAAUCAUACGCAAUUGGGAGCAAAGGCAAAUCGAGAGAUUCAAAGAUUCUCCACCUGGUGCUACUGUUGUCAAAGCAGUCUCGGAAUUACAUCAACUCAACGAGAACUACAUUCAAAAUGCGGAUGCCAUAAAACUCCUUAACAUGUCCAAAGAGAUCAAUGUAAACUCUGACACAGAAAUGGCACAAAUUCGUUAUUUGGAACAUUUAGGCAAACAAAUACAAGAUAUACUGCCACAUACAAAUAUAGCGGGAUUUGAGCAAGAAUUUGCCAUAGUCUAUGAACGCAAAGUGCUGGAACAUCGUAUUGAGGAAUUGAAAUUCAAGAACUCCACUAAGAACCUUUCUCUAUAUCCCGACUAUUGCAAUAAACUGGAGGUGCUGAGAACUUUGAAAUACAUUGAUGAGUUGGAUGAGGUUACCUUGAAGGGAAAAGUAGCCUGUGAAAUGGGUCAAAAUGAAUUGCUUAUUACGGAGCUAAUUCUAUGCAAUAUGUUUAAUAACCUUGAACCAGCAGAAAUUGCAGCACUACUAUCGGGUCUUGUUUUUCAGGCUAAGAUACAAGGCGAACCUGUCAUACCGGAAAAGCUCAAAAAGUGUGUCAAAGAGUUUGAAGAAAUUAAUGACAAUAUCUUGGCUGUAGAAUUGCUUCAUCAUGUCAUUGCACCAUCCGAAGAGCGCUUGAAUUUUGGUUUAGUUGAAGUGGUCUAUGAAUGGGCCCGCAAUAAGCCUUUUGCCGAGAUUAUGAAAUUAACAGAAGUCCAAGAAGGUAUUAUUGUCCGUUGUAUACAACAACUUGAUGAAACAAUUCGUGAUGUAAAGACUGCUGCAAUACGCAUUGGAAAUCCAGCAUUGCAAAGCAAAAUGGAAGAGGCAUCGAAUGCCAUUAAACGUGACAUUGUGUUUACUGCAAGUUUAUAUACAACAUUUUAAUGUCCCGCAAACAAAAAUGAUGACAAAUAAAAUAAUAAAACAUUUUAUAUUUGGAAAUAA
Stomoxys calcitrans (stable fly) is the source of this 3758-nucleotide messenger RNA. It is a transcript of the gene tst, whose product is annotated as superkiller complex protein 2. The transcript has 7 exons. The record is from RefSeq and is a predicted model, not a curated record. Gene Ontology annotation, biological process: nuclear-transcribed mRNA catabolic process, 3'-5' exonucleolytic nonsense-mediated decay. NCBI's taxonomy places the organism in Eukaryota, Metazoa, Arthropoda, Insecta, Diptera, Muscidae. Gene Ontology annotation, molecular function: RNA helicase activity; ATP binding; RNA binding. The coding region runs from base 99 to 3698 and encodes 1199 amino acids. Gene Ontology annotation, cellular component: Ski complex.